Clonostachys solani is the source of this 1446-nucleotide messenger RNA. The record is from the annotation of a GenBank genome assembly. NCBI's taxonomy places the organism in Eukaryota, Fungi, Ascomycota, Sordariomycetes, Hypocreales, Bionectriaceae.
AUGUACAACUGGAUAUUCAACGACCCCAUGACCGUUCAAUGUGCGGCGUCAAAUCAUGCCGUCAAGUCACGAGUCUUGUAUGCAGAGUCGAUUCCCUUUGUAGAGGAAGUAGCCCACAACAAGACUGAUGGCGAGAGUGCCCAGGGAGAUGACGCUCUUCGCACCAGCAGCAACGGGGAUCGGAACUGGGCUGCUUGGGCCGCUGAUGUUGCUGCGGCUGGGGUCGAGGUUGAGGCUGGGGUUGCGGCUGGGGUUGCGGGCAAGGCUGCUGAGGUUGAGGCUGCGGCUGCGGCUGGGGUUGAGGCCGAGGUUGAGGCUGAGGUUGAGGUUGAGGCUGCGGGCAAGGCUGCUGAGGUUGAGGUUGAGGUUGAGGUUGGGGUUGGGGUUGAGGCUGAGGUUGAGGUUGAGGCUGCGGGCAAGGCUGUUGAGGUUGAGGUUGAGGUUGCGGCUGCGGGCAAGGCUGGGGUUGAGGCCGAGGUUGAGGCUGAGGUUGAGGCUGGGGUUGAGGUUGAGGACAAGGAGCAGGAGCUGGUGCCGGACCAGGUGCAGGCGCCGAAGAGGGCUUGGGCUGCUGAGGCUGGGGGCAAGAUGGCGAAGGCUGCUUCGGAGCCGGCUGGGGUACAGGAACGGGAACGGGAACCGGAGCUGGAGGCUGAGGGCAAGGAACUGGAGGAUGGCCUUCUGGACGACGGUCUGGGUCUGGACUUGCACCUGAGUCUGGGUGAUGCAAGGCUUAGUCUCAACCUUGACCUUGGUCUCCACCUUGAUCAGCGUCUGAGGCUUCUCCUCCUUGAUGAUCUUAUCAUCCUUCUCCUUGAUGAUCUCAUUGUCCUUCUCCUUGAUGAUCUUAUUGUCCUUCUCCUUGAUGAUCGCGUUCUCCUUCUCCCUGAUGAUCUCCUUCUCCUUCUCCUUCUCAAUGAGCUCCUUGAUGACCUCCUUCUCCUUGAGCUCCUUGAUUACCUCAACCUGCUUCGGCCUCUCCUUCUCCUUCUCCUUGAUGACUUCAACGUCCACGUACUUGUGGUGACGGUGACAGUUGGGGCCGUGGCAAGGCCUCUCGGGCUUGCAGUGCUGGCAUCCGGGCUUGGCCCACUCGCCUUUGCACUCAUGGCAGGACUUCCUGUCACAGUGAUCACCCUUGCAGUGAUGUUCAUGCUUGUGGGGGCACUUGAUGUCAUCCUUGAUCUUGAACUUGUCAACCUCAACGUGGGCGUCCUUGUGGUGCUUGUCCCUGUGGUGGUCCCUGUGUUGGUCCUUGAAGUAGUCCUUGUGGUAGCCCUUUUGGUGGUCCUUAUGGCGAAGGCCAUCAUGCUUGAAGACGUCCUUUUCACCAUGCUUGGGGUAAAUGAUAGCGCUGGCAGAGGCCAGGCCAUUGAGGAUGGCCAGGGCAGCCAAGAUGCUAUUGGGACGCAUUGUGAGCGAGCGGUUUAUCAAACAGAGUUAUAA